CCAACAUCGGUCAUUUUGGGGACACAGCAGUGCGGCUCAGCUGAACUUUCUCUUUCGCUCCUUUUUGCAUACUUUGUACAUUUAUUGUUGCCUGCACACACACCAGGACGGCCAUCUGUUCUUUCUCGUUCACGCGCCGCUCGCUGCUCUCCCUGUCCCUUUGCUCGGCGCUCUAUGCCCUCCGUCACCACCAUCUCGACCCUCGCGAACCACGCGGAACCAGUACCCGAUCCCGAUCUCGAAUUCGAUCGCACCCUCCAAUGCACCAUUGCUCCUCGACAAUAACCUCCCACCGCUCCCUCCCAGUCCCCCGACCGUCACCCAACCAUGGCGCCCGACACACACUCCUCCCUCCCCCUUCUCGACCCCUCCUCCUCUCACGCCAACUCCAACGAUGACCGCGGCCGCCGACGCGCCCCCUCCCCCUCCCACCCCUUCCUCCCCGACCCCGAUCCCGACUUCGACCCCGCAACCGCCGACCCCACCCCUUUUUCCUCUUCCGGGCCCGGCGCCGCUCGACCCUCCAACCCCCGCCGAACAACCUCCACCUCCCUCCGCUCCCUCACGCCGACCCCGCUCGCUUCCCAAGCUCUCCACCUCGACACCACGCUCCGCUACCGUUUAGCGGGCUUCUUCCUGCUCGUCUCGCUCGUGGCAUUCACCGUCCAAACGGAGCUCGCUUCCAUCGUCCAGCAUGAUUUGGGUUGGGACAAGGCGUAUUGCAUGUUAUACCUUACCCACGGCUCUUGGGUUUUCCUGUUCCCGUUGCAGUUGGGGGUGUUGAGGUUGAUGAAGCGGGAGAUGCCUUGGCGACAGUUUUGGCGCGGGGUGUUGUGGGAGGUUAGGGUUGUUGGUUCCAUGGUUGAAUACCAGAGGUUGGAUGUACAGGUGGGGAGAGGGAGAGGGAGGGGGAGGGGAGGGCAAGGGCAAAAGUCGCCAUGGCGAUAUCUGGCGUACACAACGGCGGGGAUCACUUGUGCCUUGACGGUUGCUGGGCUGAGUUGGUACCUAGCCGUGAGCAUGACCACGCCCUCGGACUUGACGGCUAUCUACAACUGCAGCGCCUUCUUCGCGUACGCGUUUAGUAUCCCGUUGCUUAAAGAGAAGCCGCGGAUGGGCAAGAUCGUUGCUGUCGCCAUUGCUAUUCUUGGUGUCCUGAUCGUUGCCUACGGCGACGGCAAUCCCGAUUCCGGAUCAGGAGACGACAUCACCGGCGGCACACGUUUCCUAGGCAACAUGAUCAUCGGCGUCGGCUCCGUCCUCUACGGGUUGUACGAAGUGCUAUACAAGCGUUUCGCCUGUCCGCCGGAGGGCACGUCAGCGUUUAGAAGCGUCACCUUUGCCAACACCUUUGGGAGCAUGAUCGGGGUCUUCACCAUUUUCGUGCUCUGGAUUCCUAUCCCCAUCUUGCACUGGACGGGGAUCGAACCGUUUGAGGUGCCCACGGGCAGGGCGGCCUGGUUGUUGUUCUGGAGCAUCGUCAUGAACAUGAGCUUUGCGGGGAGCUUUCUGGUGUUGAUCUCGUUGACGAGUCCCGUGUUUAGCUCGGUGGCGAGCUUGUUGACGAUUUUUAUUGUGGCUAUGUCGGAUUGGUUCAUGACGGGGAAGCCGCUGAGCGGGGCGUCGAUGUUGGGUGGGGUGUUUAUCAUGACGGCGUUUGGGCUGUUGAGUUGGUCGACGUGGAAGGAGAUGGAGGAGGAGGAGGUGAGGAGGGGGAGGGUUAUUGCCGGCGGCGGUGAGGAGGAGGAGGGGGAUAGUGGGAGUGAUAAGGAUGAGGAUUAGACGGGUUUGGAGGAUUGCGCGUUGGUAUUUUUGGUGUUUUCUGGUUUUUUUUUGGGGGGUUCUUUUUCUUUUGGAUACACAGAAGUGACAGCACAUAUAGUCACACGAUAGAGAUGGUCUGGUACAAACCGUAUUGAGAGGCUAGGGUGGCAUGUUGUUUUGGAUAUUGGCGGCGUUUAGAUGACCAUAUGGCAUAUAGAAGGUUAUCAUCUUUCGCACAUUUGGGACGGGUCAAAUACACCAGGCCCCAGAUGACCAGCUGCUUUGACAGCGUUAGCAAAUCUUCUUCCUGUCGAUGAGUUCACCACAUGGAAC
Molecule: messenger RNA, 2097 nt
Organism: Neurospora tetraspora
Lineage: Eukaryota; Fungi; Ascomycota; Sordariomycetes; Sordariales; Sordariaceae
Exons: 1
Coding region: 328-1782 (484 amino acids)
Cellular component (GO): membrane
Source: RefSeq, a predicted model, not a curated record